AGCUAGUGGUGUAGUUCCAAUUGUUUAAUUGUUUGACAUACUUAAUAAGUUGUUUAACAAUUUCAACAAGAUGCGUUUGGUGUUUGUGUUUUUGUUAGCUUUUACUCUAAACUUUAGUAACGCUUUAAAAUGUCCUACUUGCGUAGGAAAAAAAUGCGCCGACCAAGAAACUGUUCCAUUUAAAGAAUGUCACCAUCAUGGUUUAAAUCCAAUUGAGUCGGAUGUUCUCCCAAAAUAUGGUUGCUUAGAAUAUCAGUACAUUAAGAAUGGAGAAACCGUAGACGUUAAAAGAUGUGCUAAAAUAAAUUUUCAAAAAAAUGCGUGUGAUGACAUGAAGAAGAGGGUUGAGAUAAAAAACUGCAGCGUUAAGCCAUCGCCGUCUCCAUCGCCCAACAGCAAAAGCGAAUUAUUCCACUCGUGGUAA
This is a messenger RNA of Tribolium madens (black flour beetle), 424 nucleotides long. RefSeq lists its product as uncharacterized. Bases 71 to 424 code for a protein of 117 amino acids. Lineage: Eukaryota; Metazoa; Arthropoda; Insecta; Coleoptera; Tenebrionidae. The record is from RefSeq and is a predicted model, not a curated record. The transcript has 4 exons.